Molecule: messenger RNA, 588 nt
Organism: Trichoderma virens Gv29-8
Lineage: Eukaryota; Fungi; Ascomycota; Sordariomycetes; Hypocreales; Hypocreaceae
Exons: 2
Molecular function (GO): ubiquitin binding
Source: RefSeq, a predicted model, not a curated record
AUGUCGGACGAACAAAUCUCGCUGCCAUUCUUUGCCAUUGUCUUGCUUGUCUCGGGCCUGAUAGUGCGGUACCUUUUCUUCUCGGGACCGCGCCCCGAACGGCCGCCGACGAGGACAGCAGAGCAGAUAUUCAGAUCCAGAGAGGUGGCGGUACAGAGGAUACAGCAGAUGUUUCCGCAGGUCGAGCGACGGAGCAUUCUGUGGGACCUUCAGCGAAACGGUGGCAACAUCCAGAGCACCACAGAGCGGAUUCUGGCAGGCCGACUGGAAACGCCUCCGAUUACUUUCCAACCACCACCUCCUCGAAACCAAACCCCCCCUAGUGGAAGCUCCGGUCCCGCGACGAAGCAGCCCGAGAAGCCAUCUCAGCCAGAUCUGAUUACACGCUACAACUUGAAGAGCAAGAUUGACGAGGGAGCCGCCACGGAAGAGAAGAAGGAGAGCGAGGAGGACAAGAAGGGCAAGGGCUGGAGCUCCAACCGUGACGAACGGCAGAGCGCUCUGCAGCGGCGAAGGGAUGAGAUGAUUCUGGCGGCGAGACGGAAAAUGGAAGCCAAGAUUGCGGCGGAGAAGGCUGCUCAAGGAUCU